Molecule: messenger RNA, 1359 nt
Organism: Phyllotreta striolata
Lineage: Eukaryota; Metazoa; Arthropoda; Insecta; Coleoptera; Chrysomelidae
Source: the annotation of a GenBank genome assembly
AUGCCGAAAAAGAAGCCAACGCCCGUCGAAGAUCUCAUUAUUCCCCCGCAAAAUACGAAAAUUUGCGGAACGAUUUGCCUUUGUCAGUUAACUUUAAUUUUGAGCAGCGUAGCGAUUGUUUAUCUGACUGUUGCAAUUUAUGUACCAUCUACGAGGGCCAUGCAGUCAGGUAUAUCCGAAACGCCAGUUAUGUGUACGACAACUCGAGCCAUUCAGGCAGAAACAUGCGAUUGGGGCUCCUGCGGUGAGUGGUGUCUUAGCAAAACAUCCGGAUCAUGUAUGCAAAUUUACGUUAACCUCAGACGGAAUGGCUCCAACCUGCUUCUAGUGAAUUGCACGAGCAUAGCCCAGAAAAUUUGCUACGGUAAGGAUCAAGAAAACGCGAAAAAGAGUCGAUGCAUUGCAGAUGAAUGCAAAAAUCUGACAGGAACCUUCAACUGCUCAAUGGGAAUGUGCCUAGACCUUACCGAUUCAUUCGAAUGUAUUUACAAAUACACCGAUCCGCCUUUAAAGUGCUCGGGUAGAAGAGGUAAAAUUACAUGCAUAGAUCUUAACGGGUUGUACAGUUGCAAUCGAGGUACUUGCGAAAGAAUCCGCACUCCGUAUAAUUGCGACCGUCAUUGCGGAGGUGCCGACAUUGUAACGAGAAAUAAAAAUGUUAUAGUGUUGAGUGGCGACGAAGUUUAUUUAUCGCAAUGUCAAAGAUGCAUUAAUAGUGACACAGGCCAGGAAGUUUGGAACGAAUCGCAAGAUAAUAUUAUGAUGGCAUCGUGUUAUACCAUUUUAAACACCAGUCGAGGACUAGAAGCGGUGGAUUGUGUAAAUGGUUCGUUGUUAUCAAACAGUAUGUUACCUAAUGUCACGAAUUUCACGUACAUAAGUUACCUUAGCAUUUUCAAUACGGUCGUAUUAGAUGAAAAAGCAAUCGCUGCACCACCUGAACCCGAUUUACUUAUCGCAAACGACAGUAAGUUACUCAUCAAUCUCGAAGGUUGUGUCAAUACAUUAAGAGACGAAUGCAGAGAUUUUUUAAAAAUGUAUGGUAAAGAUGGAACCGAUCACUUCGCCAGGGCCCGUUUUCCUUGUUUCUAUUCCAACGAUAAUCCAGGAAUAGUUGUAGCACGUUUCGAUUUAGCGACGACCACGAAACAAUUUCUAAUAGCUUCGGUUUUGCCUUCCGUGCUAUUCGUCGUUUCAUGUCUUACGCUUAUCCUUUGUCAACGCACUGUUGUGGUAGGUGAUGAUGCUAAAAUGCGUUUUCAGGGUUGUGUUAAAUCGGAAGAGGCAGCUGCGGAAAAAACCGCUUCUUCAAACAACAUUAACGAUCGGGGAGGAGGAAAUUCAAUUAUGGCACUUUGA